AUGGCUGACUUCAACAUCCAGCCAGCAGACCUUGUCCCUGUCCGCAAUGAGGGCAGAGUCUUGGUGUACAAGAAUGUGGACCGCACCAGCGCUAAGGCCCAUGCUGUGAGGGUCCCUUUGGCUUACACCUUGGGGCCUGUCCUCAAGGCUAUGGUCAAGAAGAUGACCACUCUUGCAGACUCCAACAUCUCGUUGUGGGUCAAGGAUGACUGGGAGAUGAAGGGCCCAUUUGCUGUGGUUGUUCAGGGGGAUGAGCCCAUUGAGUGGGACAACAACAAGGAAAUGGAGUUGUUAAUGGACCCUUCAAUCCAAGGCUCUGGCUUCCAUCCCCCUCCCUCCCCUUCUGUUUACUCUGCUGCUGCCCCAUCAAGCAUCUCUUCCCUCGCUCCCUCUGCCUCUGUCUCCACUGCUGGUGUCGACACUGCCUUGCUUACCAUUGCCCAACUCGCCAGCACCUUCUCUGAUCCUGCCCUGCUUCAGCUCGCCAUCAUGCUGAAGGUGCCCUUUAGCAUGACACCCAAGGCAUCUGGCAAAGGCAAGAUCCUUCAGAUCUUUGCUAGGAUGAAGGUGUUAAACUUUAGGCUAUUAUAG
This is a messenger RNA of Pleurotus ostreatus (oyster mushroom), 591 nucleotides long. RefSeq lists its product as uncharacterized. The record is from RefSeq and is a predicted model, not a curated record. Lineage: Eukaryota; Fungi; Basidiomycota; Agaricomycetes; Agaricales; Pleurotaceae. The transcript has 4 exons. The coding region runs from base 1 to 591 and encodes 196 amino acids.